Mercurialis annua (annual mercury) is the source of this 1188-nucleotide messenger RNA. RefSeq lists its product as uncharacterized. Bases 1 to 1188 code for a protein of 395 amino acids. Lineage: Eukaryota; Viridiplantae; Streptophyta; Magnoliopsida; Malpighiales; Euphorbiaceae. The transcript has a single exon. The record is from RefSeq and is a predicted model, not a curated record.
AUGACGAGUCCAAAUAUAUCUUUGUUGAUAUGGUGUGAUGGCCGUAUUGUGAGUUCUCCGUGUGGAAUAGAAUACCACGGGGGUCGUCCGGUUAAUAUGGCGCUUAGCGAGAGAAUGAGUUUCGAGGAAUUACAAAAUAUUUGUAGAAGAGCAGUUUCUACCGACGGGGAAGUAGAAAUUUCAAAAAUCUACUUCCGGCUUCCAAGAAUAGUUGAGGGUGCGAUACGGUCGUACUCGUUGUUUUCUGUGGAGAAUAACGAGCAUGUGUUUGGAAUUCUGAACGAGGUCGUGCGGUAUCCGCAACUCGAGAUUUUGGAAUUGUACGUGGAAUACGAGGCCGUGGUUCGCAACAAGACUUUACUAGAUCAGUUGGUCUUAGGUGAUUCAAGCGGGUCUGAGAGGGGUAGUGGUGAAGAGGAAGAAGAGGAAGAAGAGGAUUUCUACGACAGCAACGAAGAGGAUGUCGAGGAAGACUUAGGAGCAGAUUCACAAUAUGAGUCGCAACUUCCUGAGCAUGUAAGAACGGCGGAUCUUUGCGACUUUGACGUCGCCCCGGAGGAUGAUGAAAAGAUUAUGUGGGAUCCUGGGAUGGAAUUCCGAGUAGGGAUGGUAUUCCCAAAUCGCGAUGCCGUCCGAGCUUGUGCGACUACUUAUUCGGUCGGGGUGGGAAGAGAGUUCAAGGGUCGCCGGACUACCAACUCGACAAUAGUGUUGGCUUGCAGGCAGAACCCUGUAUGUAAAUGGUGGCUGCGCGCUACACUUCUGCAAGCAACUCAGACGUGGACGUUGACAAAAUAUAUUGGCCCGCACACGUGCAAUCAGCUGUUACCUGAUCCAAACCAUCGGAAUUUUGGGUCUGUUGCAAUCGCAGACUAUAUCAAGGGUCAAGUAAAGCUGCAACGUGAUAUACGGAUCGAUACCCUCAGAGCUGGAAUUUGGCAACAACUUGGAGUUAGGCCUCCGUAUAAACGAACCUGGAAUGCAAAGGAAAAGGCAAUAGCUGAUGUUUACGGUGGCUGGUAUGAAUCAUUUGGUAUGGUUCACAAGUUCAUGAACGAGAUGAUGCAUGUCAACCCUGGAUUCUACAGCUCUGGGCUUACGAGCGACUUAGGCCAUUGCGACCCCGUUUGGCCGACUUUACCGUCACCGGGGGAUUGCCUUUGGGUGAUAGGUACAUUUUUCGUAUAA